AUGACAACUACCACAGAACAAACAAUUAUUACUGUGGAGCGGAAUCCAACAGUGGAAAGUGUUACUAUUGCUAAUGAAUCGGUAAAUUCAUUGAUGGUACCACAACAAGAGGUCGCUUCAAAUGAACCAAUAAAUACAGCAUCAGAAAUAAGAGCAAAAAGUUUUGUUAAUGAUAAGAAAGCUUCAAAAUCAGCAGAAGCAGAAAAUAUAACAGUCGAGAAUGCGCAAAGUAAAACAUUAAUGCAGGGAGAUCAAUUUCCAUCCACGAGCAGUAAAAAGAAGACAUUGGAUUUGAUUCCUCGUAGAUCAGCUGUAUUAAUUGUUUUUAUUGGUAUUAUAGCCUUCAUUCCAUUAUUCCAAUUAAUUAUUGGUCAGCGUUACGCUGAUCAAUGUCCAAUUAAUUGGCGCAUACCACGUUAUUUAUUCGUAUCAGGUGUUGUCGGACUUACUCUUAUUGUAUUAAUUAUUAUUGAAGGUCUUUUAUCAUUCUAUGGUAAAUGGAGAUUGGAACAUCAUCCAUUUGAUAUUUGUAUUUUUGUAACUACUGUUAGUGCUGCUGAUGUUGCAAUAGUUAUCAUCUGUCUUGCUGUAUUUCUCUUUGGUUGGUUUAUCGCUGGCUGCGUUUGGGUAUUUCGUGCAUGGGAUAACGUUUUAUACCACACUCUGGCUCAAUCUUACUACUGUUACCCAACAUUAUAUCGUUUUGCAUUUUGGCUACUCCUUCUAUCACUACUGCUCCAACUAUGUUCCUGCAUUUAUUCAUGUCUUCUAGUACCUAAAAAGCUUGGACGUAAGCAAAAAGGUGUUCCUAGCCUUGUACCAACAACAGAACCGUAG
Rotaria sp. Silwood1 is the source of this 837-nucleotide messenger RNA. The record is from the annotation of a GenBank genome assembly. NCBI's taxonomy places the organism in Eukaryota, Metazoa, Rotifera, Eurotatoria, Philodinida, Philodinidae.